AUAGAAAAGAUUUUGAUUGGACUAACACUAAUAGUCAGAGAAUGUUUCUUUCUUAUCUUCCAGUCAUGUCGUUGCACGUUGAAAAGACCGGCGGCGGCCGUGAGUACAAGGUCAAAGACAUGUCUCAGGCUGACUUUGGCCGCCUCGAGAUGGAACUCGCCGAGGUUGAAAUGCCUGGACUCAUGGCCUGCCGUGUUGAGUUUGGCCCCUCACUGCCUUUCAAGGGAGCCAAGAUCACUGGUUCUCUCCACAUGACCAUCCAGACUGCUGUCCUUAUUGAGACCCUCACUGCUCUUGGUGCUGAGGUCCGCUGCUGCUCCUGCAACAUUUUCUCCACCCAGUACCACGCUGCUGCCGCCAUCGCUCGUGACUCUGCCGCCAACUUUGCCUGGAAGGGCGAGACUCUCCAAGAGUACUGGUUGUGCACCGAGAGAGCUCAUGACUGGGGGCCUGGCGGUGGUCCUGAUCUGAUCGUCGACGACGGUGGCGAUGCGACGCUGUUGAUCCAUGAGGGAGUUAAGGCCAAAGAGAUAAAUGAGAAGACCGGCCAGCUGCCCGAUCCGUCUUCCACUGACAACCGGAGGUUCCAUAUCGUGCUGACCAUUAUCCGCGAUAACAGGAAAGUAGAUCUCAAGAAGUACACCAAGAUGAAGGAGAGACUGGUUGGUGUUUCUGAGGAAACUACCACCGGAGUUAGGAGGCUUUACCAGAUGCAGGCCAAUGAAACACUCUUGUUCCCCGCCAUUAAUGUCAACGACUCCGUCACCAAGAUCAAGUUUGACAACUUGUAUGGAUACCGCCACUCUCUCCCUGAUGGAUUGAUGAGAGCAGCUGAUGUCAUGAUUGCUGGCAAGGUUGCUGUGGUCUGUGGUUAUGGUGGUGUUGGCAAGGGCUGUGCUGCUGCUUUGAAGCAGGCUGGAGCUCAUGUCAUUGUGACAGAGAUUGACCCCAUCUGUGCUCUCCAGGCUCUUAUGGAGGGACUUCAAGUUCUGACCCUUGAGGAUGUUGUCUCUGUGGCUGACACGUUUGCCACCACCCCCGGCAACAAGGAUAUCAUCAUGGUAGACCACAUGAAGAAGAUGAAGAACAACGCCAUUGUUUGCAACAUUGGUCAGUUUGACAAUGAGAUUGACAUGCACGGGCUUGAUACCUACCCUGGUGUGAAGCGCAUCACUAUCAAGCCUCAAACUGAUAGGUGGGUCUUCCCUGAAACCAACUCAGGCAUCAUUGUGUUGGCUGAGGGACGACUCAUGAACUUGGGUUGUGCCACUGGUCAUCCUAGCUUUGUGAUGUCAUGCUCAUUCACAAACCAGCUGAUUGCCCAGCUUGAGCUCUGGAAAGAGAAGGGAACUAGCAACUUUGGUGCCAAGCUGACCAAGCUCACCAAGGAGCAGGCUGACUACAUUAGCGUGCCUGUUGAGGGUCCUUACAAGCCUCCUCACUACAGAUACUGAGAAGAGACUAAGAGAAAGAACAGUAUCUGGAUGGUUUGAUUGUUUAAUUUCUUUACAAUUUGAUCAUUUAUCGUGUUAGGUGUUUAGGUUUUGAUGGUGGGAAGUAUGGAAGGGACAAAAUCAGAGGUCUCUCUUGGAAGAAAGACUGAAUGGCAUU
This is a messenger RNA of Rubroshorea leprosula, 1611 nucleotides long. The record is from the annotation of a GenBank genome assembly. NCBI's taxonomy places the organism in Eukaryota, Viridiplantae, Streptophyta, Magnoliopsida, Malvales, Dipterocarpaceae.